AUGGAGCUGCGGGUUGCGCUGGGGCUGGCGCUGCUCUGCUCCGCGCUGGAGGCGGCGCCGGCCGGCCCGCAGCGGCCCCGCUCCGCCGUGGGGCAAUUCUGGCAUGUAUCUGACCUACAUUUAGAUCCAACUUACCACAUUACCCCUGAUCGCACCAAAGUUUGUUCUUCUUCCAAAGGAGCAAAUGCUUCCAAUCCAGGCCCUUUUGGAGAUUUUUUGUGUGAUUCUCCUUAUCAACUUAUUUUGUCAGCAUUUUCGUUCAUGAAGAAUUCAAAAGAGCAGGUUUCAUUCAUGAUUUGGACAGGAGAUAGUCCUCCUCAUGUUCCCAUAAAAGAGCUCUCCACGAAGUUGGUCAUUAGCAUCAUUGGUAAUCUGAGUUCUACAAUUCGUAAUUUCUUUCCAGAUCUUCAGGUUUUCCCAGCCUUAGGCAAUCAUGACUACUGGCCACAGGACCAGCUUCCUGUAACUACCAGUGAAGUUUAUAAUGCUGUAGCAGAUUUCUGGAAACCUUGGCUAAGUGAUGAAGCAAUCAAUACCUUCAGAAAAGGUGGCUUCUACACACAGCUGUUUGAAUCCAGUAAUAGCCAUCAACCACUCAGGAUAAUCAGUCUGAACACAAAUUUAUAUUACAGCCCCAACAAGGUAACUGUGAAUAUUACUGACCCAGCCAAUCAGUUUGCCUGGCUGGAGGAAAUACUUGAAACCUCUUCAAAAAUGAAGGAGAAGGUGUAUAUAAUAGGUCAUGUCCCAGUAGGAUACUUGCCAUAUGCAAGGAAUACUACAGCUAUCAGGGAGUAUUACAAUGAGAGACUGGUAAAGAUUUUUCGCAAAUACAGUAGUGUUAUUGCGGGCCAGUUUUUUGGACAUACACAUAGAGAUAGUAUCAUGGUACUCCUGGAUGAAGAAGAAAAGCCAGUCAAUUCCUUGUUUGUGGCACCUGCUGUAACCCCAGUGAAGAGUGUAUUGCAAAUGGAGUCCAAUAACCCUGGUGUCAGAUUGUAUCAAUAUGAUCUUUUUGACUAUAGCUUGCUGGAUCUUUGGCAGUUUUACUUGGACCUCAGAGACGCCAACCAGAAAAAUGAAUCAAACUGGAAAUUAGAAUACAUCCUGACUAAAACUUAUGGCAUUGAAGACUUGAAGCCAGAAAGCCUAUAUGAAAUGGCCAGGCAGUUGUCUAUGCCACACAGCACACUGUUUGAGCAGUAUUACAGUAACUAUAUUGUGAGUUAUGACAAAACUAUUGUCUGUGAAGAGGGGUGCAAGACCUGCCAAAUAUGUGCAAUCCAAUAUUUAGAUUACUCCUCAUACACAGAUUGCAUCAAUCAGGAGGCAAUGUGGAGAUGAAAUCUCUGUGCAGUUAAUGCAGAUAGCGACUUUAGCCUGUGAUUUAAAGAACCUGCUUGUUCUUUCACUCAAGCACUGACAUGCUGACAGGGAGCCUGUGGGACUUCUCUACAUUUCAGGGGAGCAGUAAGAUCUCCCUAGAUCUUUCUUC
Molecule: messenger RNA, 1495 nt
Organism: Cinclus cinclus
Lineage: Eukaryota; Metazoa; Chordata; Aves; Passeriformes; Cinclidae
Gene: SMPDL3A
Product: sphingomyelin phosphodiesterase acid like 3A
Exons: 8
Coding region: 1-1344 (447 amino acids)
Biological process (GO): sphingomyelin catabolic process
Molecular function (GO): sphingomyelin phosphodiesterase activity
Source: RefSeq, a predicted model, not a curated record